AUGGCAGCACAGAAAGACUUGGAAAGCCAGCCGCGGCAGUCGGACGAGCGGACCCCGCUCCUGGGGACAUCCGCCGAGGCCGGAUCAAGCCAGCAGGCUGCAGAGCAUCGGAACAACGAUAACGGAGCGAACGAAGGCAUCCAGAACCCCGAGCAGGUGCCCCUCAUCACGGGCCAGGAUGGAAAGGAAAAGAAAGGAAGGACAACUAGCUGGUGGUUAUGGCGGGCGUUCUGGGCGGUUCUCGCUAUCUUCGUCCUGGCUGUCUUUAUCAAAGGCUGGAUUGAUGCCAAAGACACCAACUUUGAUCUCAAAGCAGCUCUUAUGAGAGCUCUAGGCGGUGGCUUGAGUGGCGCCGCGGCUAUGGUCUUGCAAGUUUUGACACUCAUGCCCAUUAGGACUAUCAUGAACUACCAGUAUCGCUUUGGAUCUGGUUUCAGAGAGGCAACUCGCACUCUCUAUGAAGAUGGAGGAGUGCGUAGGUACUACCAGGGUAUUGGAGCCGCACUGAUCCAGGGACCGGUUUCCCGCUUCGGCGACACUGCCGCUAACGCAGGUAUCCUUGCCCUUCUCGAGUCGAACUCAUUCUUGAACCAGCUCCCCACCCUCAUCAAGACCAUCUUUGCUUCUCUCUGUGCUGCUGCUUUCCGCAUGAUCUUGACUCCCAUCGAUACUCUCAAGACGACGUUGCAGGCUCAGGGCGCCAAGGGUACCGCUAUUCUGAGACAGCGUGUCAAGACAAAUGGCAUCGGUAGCUUGUGGUGGGGAGCUUUUGCGACUGCCGCCGCCACAUUUGUCGGCCACUACCCUUGGUUUGGAACCUACAACUACCUUUCCGCCAACAUUCCCGAACCGGAUAAGAGUGACAUUUUUGUGUGGCUUUUGCGUCUUGCCUUCAUUGGAUUCUGCGCCUCCGUCAUCUCUGAUUCUGUUUCCAACUCGUUGAGAGUGGUAAAGACCUACAGACAAGUCAACGACACGCAGAUUUCAUACUCUCAGGCUGCAAAGAUUGUUAUACAAAGAGAAGGCUUCCUCGGCUUCCUUGGACGUGGUCUCAAGACCCGAAUCUUGGCCAACGGUCUCCAGGGCGUAUUGUUCUCUAUCCUUUGGAAAUUGUUCCUCGACCUGUGA
Molecule: messenger RNA, 1128 nt
Organism: Colletotrichum fioriniae
Lineage: Eukaryota; Fungi; Ascomycota; Sordariomycetes; Glomerellales; Glomerellaceae
Source: RefSeq, a predicted model, not a curated record